Messenger RNA from Quercus robur (English oak), 2385 nucleotides. RefSeq names its product putative disease resistance protein RGA3. The transcript is spliced from 2 exons. The coding region runs from base 1 to 2385 and encodes 794 amino acids. Gene Ontology annotation, molecular function: ADP binding. Lineage: Eukaryota; Viridiplantae; Streptophyta; Magnoliopsida; Fagales; Fagaceae. Gene Ontology annotation, biological process: defense response to other organism. The record is from RefSeq and is a predicted model, not a curated record.
AUGGGCCUUCAAAGCGCGUGGGAUACCCCUUGCACAGGCCCAACAGUCCCAACCCGUCAGGCCCGUUCAAGUGGGCCCGUCAAGCAGGGCCGUCAGGCCCGUUCAGGUGGGCCCGUCGGGCCCAUCAGAUGGGCCCGUCAGACUAAUAGCCAAAGUGUCUUCACUUGCACUGAGUAUAUUGAUUUUGAGUUGAGUUUCAAGGUGGAGUUGAUAAAUCUUCUUGAAACAUUAUUCAAGAUUAAAUUCGUGUUAGGUGAUGCUCAAAAGAGGCAGUCAAGUGAUGAGUCUAUGGGGAUUUGGUUAACGGAGCUUAGAAAUGUAGCUUAUGAUGCUGAUAAUGUGCUAGAUGAGUUUAGCUAUGAGAGUUUUUGGCAAAAGGUAUGGAUUCAAAAUCAAAUGAUGGAUCAGGUACGUAACUUUUCAUUAUGCAAUCUUGAUAAAGUUAAGACCAUCAAACAAUUGUUGGAUAUAAUUGUGAAUGAUGUAGCUAACUCUGAUCUUAGAAUGGAGUUGGUGAGUUCAGUCCCCAAAAUUAGUUUGGACAUGAAUAUAGACUCCCUCCUCGAUGAUUCAAAAGUUAUAGGAAGAGAAUAUGAUAUCAAAAAAAUAGUAAACUUACUUAUUAGUUCAAGCAAUCAAAAGGAUAUCUCUGUUCUCCCUAUAGUGGGUAUGGCAGGUAUCGGAAAGACAACUUUAGCGAAACUUGUGUAUAACAAUGAACUGUUAAAGAAACAUUUUGAUGUACUAGCGUGGGUAAAUGUUGGUAAAAAUUUUGAUGUUGAAGGGAUUUUAAGAGAGAUUCUUAAAUCUCUUGGAGAAGACUUGGGUGAUUGUUGGGGGCGAAAAAAUUUUGAUAAAGUACUUGAAAUAUGUGCAGAAAUUUUGUGGGCGAAAAAAUAUCUUCUCAUACUUGAUGAUGUGCAAAAUGAAGAUCCUAAGAAAUGGGAUACUUUAAAGGGUUACUUAUUAAAGUUUAAUUCCAAUACAGGAAAUAAUAUUGUUAUUACAACUUGUAGUGAUAAUGUGGGGCAAAUCAUGAAGAUACAUCCCCCACAUCACUUAGAGAAGUUAUCAAAAGAUGAUUGUUGGUCUAUAAUGAAAAAAAGAACAUUCAUAGAUGGAAGAAUUCCAUUAGAUUUGGAGGUUAUUGGCAGGGAAAUUGCUAAAAGAUGUGGAGGGGUUCCAUUGACUGCAAGAGUUUUAGGGGGAAUAAUGUGCUUUAAAUUUGAUAAAAGCAAAUGGCUGGAGAUCCAAAAUAAUAAAAUUUGGGAUUUGUUGGAUGAAGAUAAUAGUGACAUCUUUCAUGUGCUUAAGUUAUGCUUUGAUCAUCUUCCAACGCCAUCUUUAAAACGAUGUUUUGCAUAUUGUGCAAUAUUCCCUAAAGAUUAUGACAUGCAAAAGGAUGAAUUAAUUCAGUAUUGGAUGGCUGAAGGGUUUCUUGAGCCUGCUAAAGAAGCUAAUAUGGUGAUGGAAGAUAUUGGCAACAUGUAUUUCAAUAUUUUGUUGGCCACUUCCUUUUUCCAAAAUGCUAGAAAGGAUGCCUACGGUAAUAUUAUUAGCUGCAAAAUGCAUGAUUUGGUGCAUGACUUUGCACUCUCAAUUUCAAAAUUUGAAACUCUAAUCUGGGAGCAAGAUUCAGUGGAUAAUGGUAGUAGCAUACACCCUUUAUUUGCCCGACUUGAUGGCAAAACAACACUAGGAAGUUCAUUUAGUGAAGUUGAUUAUACAAAAUUGCGCACGUUAAUUUCAGAAAAUUUCAACUUUGACAUCAUGUCAUCAAAUUUUAAAUGCUUACGUGUUUUAAAAUUAUCCAGGGAUGGUAGAAUGGAGUUGCCAGAUUCAAUUGAGCAAUUAAUACAUUUGAGGCUUCUUCACAUCUCAAACUCCUUUACUAUAUUAUUACCAAAAUCCAUCACCAAACUCUACAAUUUGCAAACUUUAAGAAUUGAAGGCGAUGUAGAAGAGCUUCCGGAAGACCUAAGCAAUUUGAUUAACUUAAGACAUAUUCAUAUUAAUUCUUCUAUAGAAAAACCUAAAAAUAUUGGGCGGUUGACUUGCCUUCAAACAUUGCAAUUUUUUUGUGUGGGUCCAGAUGAAGGUUAUCGGAUUAAAGAAUUGGGAUGUUUGAAGAAUCUCAGAGGAGAAAUAAAAAUAAGGAAUCUAGGGUACGUGGACGGUGAGGAAGAAGCCAAAAGUGCAAAAUUAAAAGAAAAGGAAAUAUUCAACUUGGGAUUAUACUGGGAUCAGGGUUCUGAUAAAGAUGAAAAGGUGUUGGAAGGCCUCUAUCCUCACCCAAAUUUGAAAAGCUUAACAAUCAAAUCCUAUAGCGGAAAGAAAUUCCCAGCGGGUUGUUGGUUUGUCUUCGCUAUAUCACAAUUUGAUUGA